AUGACUGGUUCCCAAGGAGACAGUUCUAGUCUGGGCCGGCCUGGAGUUGCCAAUGCUGCCAAAGUGCCUAUUCUAACUGGAUUUUUCAGUCAUUUCAAUGGACACGAUCUGAAGAUUUUCUUUCGGUGCUUUAUCGGCGCCUGGGCGGGUUCGCUCUUGAUGUUCAUAAAUCCCUCCCUACACGAACUCGGGACAGCGACCUUUUUUGCCUGUCUUGUGCAACUGAUCAUUCCUCCAAAUGGAAUAGUCUUCAUUCAUAUCCUCGGAGUCCUAUCCAUACUGUUUGGAGUGUUCCUGGCAUACGCGUGGGGUGUCAUAGCAAUGAAGGCUGCUCUAGCAGCAAGGCCUGCAGCAGACACGGCCGCGCGGUUGCAAUUACUUCAACAGGCAGCGGCAGUUCAGGUAAACCAAACAGGAAUCACGCCGGCCGACGCCGCUCAGCGGUUAAUCUACGAUGGAUUCAUGUUGGAUGCGCGUGUCACCGUCAUCAUGUACUGCUUCGCCUGUGUUUUUAUCUACUUCCUGGCCCGUCUGCGCGCGUCCAACCCCAAAACGGUCUUUGCCCACUUGUUCGGAUCGAUCAUUAUCGAUAUUUUCCUCGUUUAUACGCCUCUAAUUCCCUCAUUCGAUGGAUCCUUACCCCUUCCCAUUGUGAAACCCACCCUGGUCGGCGUGGGAUUGAGCUUGGUGAGCUCAAUCAUCUUCUUCCCACGCUCAACGUCGCACACCGUCCUCGACAGCAUGAGGGACAUGGUUCGGCUUGUCAAGGUCCCGUUAGAAGUAACUGAGGAAUCCUUGGCGAAAGAUACGGAGCGGGUAGAUCGAGCCUCACUGCACCAGACACGCGCGGGAAUCAUUGCACUGGUGCGACAAGUCGAGCCCGCUAUAGGAUUCCUGCCGAUCGAUUUCUCAUUGGGCUACUGUGAUCCUCGUGAUGUCAAAAGCCUCGUGGUUCCAAUGCAGAAGCUCGUGGCGUCGGCUAUCAUGCUGCUGGAUUUCAACAUCAAUCAAGUGCACCGAGAGACGCGUACAGAGCAACUGAUCAAGUUCCAACAGCAACUGAUGGAAAAGGACGACUCGAACCCGGAGAUGACUGGAACUUCCAAUGGCCCUCCUCAUCGCGUUGGACACCAUCAACUGGUGCAAUUAGUGAAGAUUCUGGAUGGGUUUCCUCACCCGAACCCGGACGGCUACCCAGAUGAUCAUGCCCUGGCCAGGGAGUUCUCUGCAUCAAGCACGGCCGCAAUCAACUCCUGUCUCGAGACGCAGGAUCACAUUGCUGAGUGCAUGCACAAGCUUAACCACGGUGGCUGGCUUUCACGAAUCGAUGAAGCGGAGCGUCAGGAGCUGAUAAAACGAACCGAAGCGUCCUUGGAUACAUUGCGCGCGUCUCGAACCGUUUUCAUCGAUCAAACAACCGAGUUGCUCCUGCGCGAGUAUCAGCCUGUCUUUGAGAGCCAUGACGCACAGGCCUCCCAGCUGCCUGCCAUGCAUGACCUUCAUGGGCUUGUACUCGGGAUGGCACUACAGGAACAGCUCUCAACUGUCUUUAAAGACACCGAAGCCCUGCUCAGUCAAGUGGGCUUAAUCCUCCAGAAAUCGACUCAUAUUCGCCUGUGGCUUCCGUCGAGUCUGCGGUAUGCACUCGCAUGGAUAGCUGGGAAGAAGGGCGAUGCCCCUGCCACGGCCCAGAUCAAUGAUACUGACCCCGAUAAACCGGAAGAGUCGACGAAGGCUGUUUCUGUGGGCCUACAUGUCAGCACAAAGUCCCAGACGCCGAGACGCAGCGGACUUGCACACGCUGUUCUUAAUAUCUACCACUGGCUCACCGGGAGCGACGGCUUAUUUGCCUUGAGAAUGGUCGUUGUCUCCAUUGCCCUCUCUAUCCCCGCCGUCAUCCCCCGAACGGCCGGGUUCUACUACCGCGAAAAAGGCCUGUGGGCUUUGAUCAUGGGCCAGACCGGAUUACUAGUAUACAUGGCCGACUUCACCUUUUCCGUCAUCUCCCGCCUCUUGGGAACCCUCAUUGGUGGUAUCCUCGCUUUGCUCGCCUGGUAUGUAGGGUCCGCAAAUGGCCCGGGCAAUCCAUACGGUUUAGGCGCGGUAAUGGCAGUCAUGGUUGCGAUCCUUAUGUGGGUUCGGAUCUGGUGUCCUUUCCAUCUCCUCCAGGCGAGCAUCAUGGCUGCUGCCACCUUUCUGUUGAUUAUCGGGUUCAGCUACGAUGACCAACAUCUACCGCAAUACGGCAGCGCGGGCCUAGGCUACGUCGUGUUUUGGAAGCGACUGGUCCUCGUCCUGGUUGGAGUCGCCGCCGCACUCGUCGUUCAGAUGUUUCCCUCGCCCCCCUCAGCCGCACGACACGUGUCCAGGACCUUGUCGACCUCUCUCCGGACAAUCUCCGACCAUUAUGCAGUUUUGCUGUCGUGUUGGAACAACCCAGAGACCAAUACCCAAGCCCUUACAGAGCCAUUGACACUCGGACUCGCCUAUUCUCUACUCGAUCUGGAAGGCCUAAUCAAGCAGCUAGCUUUUGAAUUCUCCAGCUCCCCCUUCACCAGCUCAAACACAGAUCAAAUUAAAGACCUCUGCCUCACCCUAAACCGCGAGGUGGGCAGGCUCCUCUCGCUGUCGUCGUCACUCCCGCUCGAAUACCGCAUCCGCCUCACGCAGCAAUGUGGGAUGUUCGACCACCGCCACAUCGGUGAGGUAAUGGCCGUGCUCGCAGUCUGCGAACAGGCACUGAAGACUGGAGACCCGCUGCCGGAGAUUCUGCCGACACCGGUGGUUAGGAGGGCGUUUGAGUACCGGGGCGCUGCAAAUGGGCCUGUGUUGGAGUUUACAGCUGCGGCGGUGCGGGACGAGAAUUAUCGCCGAUUCUGCGUGGCUUUGAGCGCGUAUUUCAAGUUUCUGUGGACAGUUGAUGAGUUGGUUAUUGUGGUCAAGGGUGCUGUGGGGGAAUCGCAUCUUGUCUCGAAGGAGGUGAUGGGCGUUGUUUAG
Messenger RNA from Aspergillus calidoustus, 2997 nucleotides. NCBI's taxonomy places the organism in Eukaryota, Fungi, Ascomycota, Eurotiomycetes, Eurotiales, Aspergillaceae. The record is from the annotation of a GenBank genome assembly.